Molecule: messenger RNA, 1723 nt
Organism: Coregonus sp. 'balchen'
Lineage: Eukaryota; Metazoa; Chordata; Actinopteri; Salmoniformes; Salmonidae
Source: the annotation of a GenBank genome assembly
AUGCCGGUGGUGCAGGAUAUGUCAGUGCACCAUGGAGGUCCACAGAGGCAGACUCCAGAGUGUGUCCCCCCCAAGGUGUUGUCUCACUCCAUUGAGCGGAUCCUGAGGAGAGUGCCGUGUCUGGAGGGGGAGGAGAGGGGGAGAGGAGGAGAAGAGGAGAGAGGGAGCAUGGCGGGAGAGACGGGGUCUGUGUGUGUGAAGACCAGCGCUGAGCAAGAGCCUAAAGUCAACAGAUGCCCAGGUGUGUUUAGUCAGUGGUUCCAACGGCUCAGUGUGUUGGAGCAUGCUGUGGAUUUGAUUAACUGUAUCAAAGUAUCUGCUAUAUGACCCUAUUAGUAGCAGUGGAAAACGUUAUAAACUGUAUUUCAAUGAAGGAAGAUCAAUAGAUAAGGACAUUAUAUAUUCAAUAGUGUAGAUUGUGUUUCUUGUGAUAUAGCCUUCUAAACUGUAGAGUUUAACUCAGAGGAUGGAAACAGUAUUGAAUGAGGAACGAGUGCUUGAUAUUUUAUUUGAAGAAGGUUUAAGUUUGUUCUGGCUAAGUGUUUCUAUCCUCUCAGGUGUACUAAAGCUCAGCUACUGCAGAGCCAAGAGUCAGAGGUUGUUUUAUGGUUUCGUGCUUUUUUCUACCCUUUUGAAUGGUGGUGCUUUGAUGUUGAUUUUCAAAAACGUCUCGUUAGUGGUUCAUAAACGCUCAACACUCCAUCUUUUCUAAAAGCUGCUCAGGGAAUUGGAUUACUUCAAAUUCCAUUCUGGAAGAAAAUGAAAAACCGACAAUAAACAAAACAAUUAUGAUCAAAAAUACACUUGAAACAUGGUAAUGGGAAUAACUGUAUAGCUAUGGGUUGUUUUAACCUUUCCUUAAGGAAAAACCAUUUUCUGCAAGUAUGUUACCCCCUAUACAUUUAGUGCACAAAUAAUAACUUAUUUUCUGUCAUAACAGUUUCUGUAACUGUCAAGGUCUAAUUGUAUUGUAUUGUAUUUGGAUAGUUACCUGUAAAUAGAUUUAAAGUGCCAUAUUAAGCUAAAUGGCCAAACACAUUUACAGAGUUUGCCAAAUAUCUGCUUUCCAUUUAGAAAGCAAUAAAUUGUGUGUGUGUGUGUGUGUGUUUUGUUUGGAGUAGUGUCGCGGAGCAGCGGUCGGCGGGUACGAACCACAUUCACCUCAGCCCAACUAGAGGUGCUAGAGAAGACCUUCCAGGAGAGCCAAUACCCUGACAUAUAUACCAGAGAACUACUGGCUUCCCAAACACAGUUGUCAGAGGUACGAGUACAGGUAGGUACUGUGUGUGUGUGUGUGUGUGUGUUUGCGUAAGUGCGUGUGCAUGCAUUUCUAUGUGUUUGGUUGGUUUCCUGAUGGAAAUGUCUGCUGUGUGUUGUCAUCCUGACCCAGAUAUGGUUCCAGAACCGCCGGGCCAAGUGGAGGAAGACUGGAGCUCUGGGAAAGAGCAGAGGAUUGGUCAAACUCUCAGACACCGACCAACAGCCUGAGAGGAUGGUGCCGCUUCCUCCCCUGAUUGGAUCCCUCCAAACCAGGCCACACCCACUACGGCACAGGCUCUUCCUCUACAAGCUAUCCUACCAUCCCAUUGGUGUUUACCAGCACUUCCUGCCCAAGCUCCACCCAGCCCUGGUACCCUACUCUGAGCCCUACCUGCUUCCCCUGCCAGCCCAGCCCUGGUUGACCCCAAUGACACAUGCCAUACCUGGACACACACUCAGCUGA